AUGAAAUUCACCACUACCAUACUGCCUUAUAUUGUGGGUGCGAUGCUGGCAAAUGCAAUGCCAGUUGAAAAGUCCGCCAGCGAGUUGAAGUCGACUGAUAGCGAUGAUAAAGUUGCCUAUACUUGGGCCCUUCCCGAAUCACGCAAAAGGGAGGACAGCGAUGACAAGGUCGCCUAUACUUGGGCUAUACCGGAGGACGAGUAA
Penicillium angulare is the source of this 204-nucleotide messenger RNA. RefSeq lists its product as uncharacterized. The record is from RefSeq and is a predicted model, not a curated record. Lineage: Eukaryota; Fungi; Ascomycota; Eurotiomycetes; Eurotiales; Aspergillaceae. Bases 1 to 204 code for a protein of 67 amino acids. The transcript is spliced from 2 exons.